UUUAGUUAUUUUUAUCCGUGCCCAGUGCUCAGUGCUCUGGGGCAGAGGAGCCACUCUCAGAUCUCCUGGGGAGCGCACGCAGCUGCCAGGAGCUGGGCAGGGGAGGAGGAACAAGAAAAUAAAGCACAAGGAAAGGGAAGGUGGCAUAGCAAGGCACAGCAAUAGCAUCAGAGAGAGGCACGAGACAGCGAGAAGGAAAAGAACAAAGGGCUUGGGCAGGGUUUUUCUUCUUUUCCUUCUGUUUUUAACCCUGCACUCCAGAGGAAAAUGGGACAGCAGUUCACCAAUGCUGAAGGGGAGCAAGGAGAGAUUGAUGUUGCAGAGCUGCAGGAGUGGUAUAAGAAGUUUGUGGUGGAAUGUCCCAGUGGGACCCUCUUCAUGCACGAGUUCAAGCGCUUCUUCGGCGUGCAGGACAACCAGGAAGCAGAAGAGUACGUGGAGAACAUGUUCAGGGCUUUUGACAAGAACGGGGAUAACACCAUUGAUUUUCUGGAAUAUGUGGCUGCCUUGAACCUUGUUUUGCGAGGGAAACUGGAGCACAAGCUGAGGUGGACGUUCAAAGUGUACGACAAGGAUGGGAACGGCUGCAUAGAUAAACCUGAGCUGCUGGAAAUCGUUGAGUCUAUCUACAGGCUGAAGAAGGUGUGCUGGGCAGAAGUGGAGGACAGGCCCCCGCUGCUGACACCGGAGGAGGUGGUGGAGAGGAUUUUUCAGCUGGUGGAUGAGAACGGGGAUGGGCAGCUCUCUCUUGACGAGUUCAUUGACGGAGCCAGGAAGGACAAGUGGGUGAUGAAGAUGUUGCAAAUGGAUGUGAACCCCGGGGGAUGGAUCUCUGAGCAGCGGAGAAAGAGUGCUUUGUUCUGAGAAGAUUCAGGUUUGACACAGCUGAAAUCCUGAUGCUGACCCUUCCUCUAGCCUGGUAGUGACUUUCCUUUUUAAUUCGAUCUCAGCAUCCAGAUGAGCACUGGAGUGGUUUAAGGAGCCGUGUCUCGAUGUAAAACCCACGUGCUGAGCACUGCUGGUACCCAGGGACUAUUUCUGGCCCAUGAAUAAGUCUCGCUGUGUACACAACGCUGUGUUUGCCAGCUCUGCUUUUUUGGUUACACCCCGAGGAACAAACUUUUUGUGGCUUCCUGCAGCAGGUCCUGAGCAGGGUUUGGGGCUGGUGGCAGA
Messenger RNA from Ficedula albicollis (Collared flycatcher), 1173 nucleotides. RefSeq names its product guanylate cyclase activator 1B (gene GUCA1B). The transcript has 4 exons. Gene Ontology annotation, biological process: visual perception. Gene Ontology annotation, molecular function: calcium ion binding; calcium sensitive guanylate cyclase activator activity. Gene Ontology annotation, cellular component: photoreceptor inner segment; cone photoreceptor outer segment. The record is from RefSeq and is a predicted model, not a curated record. Lineage: Eukaryota; Metazoa; Chordata; Aves; Passeriformes; Muscicapidae. The coding region runs from base 268 to 864 and encodes 198 amino acids.